Messenger RNA from Physella acuta, 364 nucleotides. Its product is annotated as laminin subunit alpha. Gene Ontology annotation, biological process: axon guidance; tissue development; animal organ morphogenesis. Gene Ontology annotation, cellular component: basement membrane. The record is from RefSeq and is a predicted model, not a curated record. Lineage: Eukaryota; Metazoa; Mollusca; Gastropoda; Physidae. Gene Ontology annotation, molecular function: extracellular matrix structural constituent.
AGAAGAUGGCUACCGGCGUACCGGUCGGCCUUUUCAUAUGUGGAUUGUUUUAUUUAUUGACAUUAACCAACGGUAAAGUUUUAACGCCCCCGUAUUUUAACUUAGCCCAGGGUCGAAAUCUGACUGCGACAGCGACCUGUGGCUAUGGGGUGCCGGACAAGGAGUUGUACUGUGGACUUACAGGCGCUGCCAGCAGCUUCACUGGGGAACUGAUUCAAGGACAGAUCUGCGAUUUUUGCGACCCUCGAGACCCGAACAAAGAUCAUAGGGUGGAGUAUGCGGUGGACGGGACGGAGCGAUGGUGGCAGAGCCCGCCCCUCUCUCGGCUGGGGGUGGAGCUCAACAAGGUCAACGUGACCAUCCA